UACGUUUCUGGUUCAUCCCCUUCGAUCAAACCGCACGGUCACCACUGGACUGGAGAACUGUCGCGUGAAUAACAACAGCCACUGGGCGACUUGUGCCCGCUGUCCAGAGCGAUGAGGCUCCGUUGGAUCAGUACCGUGGUACUGUCAGUGGCUGCUGCUUACUAUAUCUACCUCCCGCUGCCGAGAGCGGUGGGCGACCCGUGGAAACUUAUGCUGCUGGAUGCGCUCUUUCGUGGCUUUAUACAUGUGUGUGACAUGGCUGAGGCUCUCGGUGUGUGUCACAGCGUACACAUGCUGAACACGCUGGUCUCGAGUGUGGAGGUCAUCGAGCCUCGCUCCAGCCCCACCGUACACGUCACCGACUCCACCCUCGCGGGCGUGGCCACGCGGGUGUUCCAGCCAAUCGGAGGGGAGACGCCGAAGAGGGGCGUGGUUUACUUCCACGGCGGAGGCUGGGCUCUGGGGAGCGGACGCAUGCGAUCUUACGAUCUACUGUGCAGGAAGAUGGCCGAGGAUCUGGAUGCCGUCAUCAUGUCAGUGGAUUACCGGCUGGCUCCAGAGGUGGUGUUCCCGGGUCAGUACCAGGAUGCUCUGGCGGCGUCGCGGGCCGUCCUGUCGGCAGCCGUGCUGCAGCGCUACAGUCUGGACCCACGCAGGCUGUGUGUGUCUGGAGACAGUGCUGGGGGGAACCUGGCCGCCGCCGUAGCCCAGGAGAUCGGCUCAGAUAAGAACGCCAGUGUGAAGUUCAAGGCUCAGGCGUUGAUCUACCCCGUGCUCCAGUCCUUGGACUUCCACACGCCUUCCUAUCAGCAGAACCACAACGUACCCAUCCUCUACCGGCACCUCAUGGCCCGCUUCUGGCUCCAGUACCUGGGGGCUGACCCCUCCCUGUCCCCCCUUCUCCUGGCCAACAACCACAGCUCUCUGGACCAGCCCAGCAUCACGCCACACACCCGCUCCAAGCUCAACUGGACCUCCCUGCUCCCAGACGCACGCAGGAAGCACUACAGGCCGAUGGUCAAGGUGACGGGGUCGCGGGAGGUGGUGGAGAAGGUUCCGGGGCUGGUGGAUGUCCGGGCGGCGCCGCUGCUGUCGGAGCGAGGGAUUCUGGGUAGGACGCCGCGAGCAUAUGUGAUGACGUGUGAGUUUGACGUGCUGAGAGACGACGGGCUGAUGUACGCCAGGCGCCUGGAGGAGGCGGGCGUCGCCGUGACGAGCGAUCACUACGAGGAUGGUUUCCACGGUUGCAUGGUUUUUGCGUUCUGGCCGGUGCAGUCGACAGUUGGACAGAGAAGCUUGGAGAACUACAUACGCUGGCUGGACCAAAACCUCUAAAACCUGGAACUUCCAGAACCUCAAGGUACUCGAGAGAUAGAACCAAUGAAAUCACUUCCUGUUGGACUAGAAUUCUAUAGUUCAAGUCUGUGACAGGUGAGAAUGUUCAGGAUGCCUGAAAACCAAAGCCUCUGCAACACACUGUAAGAACUUAGAGGGUUCAGAGAGGUGAUACGUAGCCAGCUAGUGGAAACACCGCGACUGAAAGUCAAACACAAUCGACAAACUUCUCUUCUGACUACCUAACUGUUUUUUGGACGUUUUAAUUUUCCAUUUGAAAAUUAAAUGCAAGCAUAGGCACUUUGAACUGUCUCUAGAAUAUUGUGAAGCUUUAUCAUAUCCUGGUGUACUGUCAAGUAAGGCAGUUACACACUGGUGCACACACACAGACACACACUGUUGCACACACACGCACACAAAUUUAAGGAUUAUCCAUAGCUUUGUGUACAAGGCAGUACAGUGUCAGCUGUUAGAAACAGCAGCUGUGGAAUUACCGGGUUGUGCAAUACUGUAAUCUUAAAAAAAAAUGCAGAUGUACGAAAAUAAACAUACCUGUCAUUCAAAAGUUAGGGUUAUGAUUCUCAAACUAUCAAAACUGUUCCAGGGUAGAAUCACUGUAAAGGUUUGCUGAGAGCAAAACAUAUUCAUGCUAAGCUAUCCAGGAGAGAGGGGAGGGCUUCACCAGAAUGAAAUGUGAUCACUUCUAUCUUUCUGGACUCUAUGGCAUAGACUGUAAGUAAAUGUCCUAGGUGUUAGUUUGGCAUUAGACCAGUGAUGUCUAGAGUGUGGAUCAUGGCACAGCACUGAGAGUUCCCAUUACUUGAAGUUAAUCUGCUGAAAAGUGUCUAAUGGGUCCAAAAAGUUUGAAUUAUAUUGUCCAUUUUAAUUUAGCAUUGAAAAUAGUGAUUACAUUUUUUCAUUGUUCCUGGGUCAUGGUUAAUUCCUUUUUAUUGUUUUUACAAAAUAAGAGAUAGAUAAUCUAUACUGGUGAUUAUGAUGUUUUGUGGUGAGGGUUAACGGUUUUGUGAAUGACCCAUCAUAGGUAGAUCUAUUCAGCUAAUGUGUUUUUUUAAAUCUCAGAUCUCAACAUCUUCCUCAGAAGACAUAAGGAGUCCUAAUUUAGGUUGAAAAUGUAAAAUGACUAAAUGUGAACAGAUGGACUUUCAAAGUUUUGUAUUGUGUGUAAUACCACUUUUGGACAGAGGGUGACACUGUUCCUUCAAAAUCAAACUCUUCCAAUUCUUGAUUUCUGCUGCUCCUUGCUGAUUAAUUAUUAUGUGAUACAGAAACUAUUCAUAUAUCCAUAUACAUGUAUGUAUACAAAUAUAUUUAUAUCUUAUUUAAUGUGAUAUUACUUUAUUUAUGUGGUCUUUGAUUAUAGCAUUUUGAUGUAUGUUAUUUCAUUGUGAGUUUUCUUGAGUAAACACAUUUUUAUAGGUUUGGUUAUCCAAAUACAGAUAAAUCUGGUUCA
Messenger RNA from Hypomesus transpacificus, 2806 nucleotides. RefSeq names its product neutral cholesterol ester hydrolase 1-like. The transcript has 5 exons. The coding region runs from base 112 to 1335 and encodes 407 amino acids. Gene Ontology annotation, cellular component: membrane. Gene Ontology annotation, molecular function: carboxylic ester hydrolase activity. The record is from RefSeq and is a predicted model, not a curated record. NCBI's taxonomy places the organism in Eukaryota, Metazoa, Chordata, Actinopteri, Osmeriformes, Osmeridae.